Messenger RNA from Ectocarpus sp. CCAP 1310/34, 2102 nucleotides. Lineage: Eukaryota; Phaeophyceae; Ectocarpales; Ectocarpaceae. The record is from the annotation of a GenBank genome assembly.
UGAAGUCGCCGUGCAUCCAUCCUUCACGUCUGGCGCGCGGUGCCUUUGCGCGUGUGACACCGAAGGGUGGAGAGAGAGAGAGAGAGAGCGCGCGUCGCUCACUGGCAGCGAACAGGAAACCGAUCGGCCUUUCUUUCUAAGGCACAUGGGGAAGUUCCGAGGGCACCAGGAUAAGAGCCGGAGGGGAAGGGAGAAGAAGCUCCUCAAGAAGAAAGCCGGGGCGGCUGCCGGGGGGAUCCGCGCCGUGGCGGCACAAGCUGAGUCGGCCCUCCCCGGCGGCGACUCCCUGACCAGCAGCAGUCCUGGCCGUCUACGACAGCGGGGGGUAGUGGGCGCGAAGAGGAAGCUCAAGCACGUGACGUACGCCAAGGAACACUCGGUGCUUAUCGUCGGAGACGGCGACUUCAGCUUCACGCGUGGCGUUAUCCGACACCGGGGAACGGGAGCUGGUGUCGUGGCGACUUCCCUGGAUUCCGAGAAAGCUGUACUCAAGAAGUACCCGCGAGCAGAGACUUGGCUCCCCAAACUUGAAGCCGAUGGAGCCCAGGUCGCACACUCAGUAGACGCUACCAGGCUAGAGGAAACCCUCCUAGGGGCCCGUGAAGGACGGGGAGAUGACGGGGGUGGAGGCGGAGUCGCUGGAGAGAAGAAGCGAGUUUUGUUCGAUCGCGUCGUCUUCAACUUCCCCCACACGGGCGCCCAGAGGACACACCUGAACCGUAACCUCAUCCGAGACUUCUUCGCCAGCACCAAGGGAUUGGUGAAGUGCGCGGCGGCCGGGGGAGAGGUGCACGUUACCCUCAAGGACAAGCCUCCAUACUCGGGCUGGAACGUGAAGGCAAUGGCGAGGGAAAGCGAGCUGAUCAUGGUGAGGUGCCUUGCCUUCGACCCAUCCGUGUUUCCCGGCUACCGCCACAGCACAACCGACCCUCAGGCAAAGAAAUUCGACGCGGGAGGGGCCAGGACGAACGUGUUCUGCCGGGCAAGAUCCGAGCUUGACGACAACGUGGAUGAGUCAGGCACAUUCCCGGUGAUAGUGCGACGGGGGGGGGCAGCCUCCUCUGCUGAACCGGUUGCGACUGCCAACAACACCGGCGGCAGCAACAAAUCCGACGACAACGUCGACGGUGAUGACCACAGCGGUGAAGACGACAACGCUAGCGACAACAGUGACUUGUUCGGCGGGGGCGGCUGCGGGGGUGGGGACCCCGACGCCGGCCUGGGGUCUUGGGACUACGAUCAAGGAAAAAGAGAAAAAACAACCGCCUCGGAGGGCGCGGGCGAUGACGCCCACGGCAGCGGCGGUGUCGAUCAGGCAGCCGCCGAUGCUAACGGCAGGAAGAACCGAGCGAAGAAAAAGAAAACUGGUGAAAAAGGCGGUGGCGGCGGUGUUCCCAGUGGCGAGGAGGUCGAGGGGGUUGAUGAGGGGAAGGGGGUGGCGUCGAAUGGGGCAUCGAAACGCGGCAUGCUUCAGCCUCCGGUGCAGAAGAAGAAGGCCGCGAAGCGUAGGGCACAGCGCAAGCGAAAGGCCGCCGCUGCUAAAAAAGCAGCAGCCUCUACAGCCGCUGCGGCAGAAGGGGCACCGAGAGGAGAGGGUUUCCCACAGGACGACGGCGUGGUGCCUGCCAACAAGGCAAAGUCACCCAAGCGAAAGCGAGGGAAGUACGUUGUCAAUUCGGCGAAGAAGCGGCCGAGAGAUUGAUUAACUAGUUUGCGGCUCCGAGAACCGGCAACUUGUUUUUGAUUCACUGCUGUGGAUCCUUGUAAGGGUAUUUUGUUUUGUGAUGUGAUUGAAACACACAAACCCUUGCGAUGCAAGCUGGGAAACAACAACUGUGCGAGCUGGGAAACGACUUGAUGCCGUGCUUCGCGAGGAGGGGAACAAUUCGCUAUUGAUUGUUGUAGUCGAGAAAUGAGUUCGAUGGAUCGUUACUAUGUGAAGGCCCUAGGCAUGCAUUGCCAAUUGGUUGUUUAUGCUUCUCGUUUGAGAGUGACAGAGAGCGAUAGAGAUGGCGGCAUUUAGCCAAGUAGUAGCAAUACAAGCCGCGUCGUCGAUGCUGUUGUCACUGAUGCUGUGGUAGCACCUCUCUCUCUCUCUCUCU